UGGCCGCCCCCAGGCGGCCCUUGGCAAUGUUAAGUUAUUUUUCUCGAAAAAUUCUUUCAGGUCAGACAUUUCAUCACAAAGGAAAUGUCCAAAAUAGCAAUACCAUAUUAACACGUUAUUACAAUGGGAAAUCGGCGCGAUAUAGUUUUCGUAAAAACAAAAUAAUUGCCCCAAAAUGGGCUGUCGGCCUUGCGACUCUAGGUUUGUCUGCGACUCUCUUACUAAAAUAUUUGCCAGUUUCAGAAGCAAAGAGUAAAGCCGAUGACUUCAAUGUAAUAGCUGAUGUUGUAGAAGAGGUGUUGCCUGCUGUUGUAUUUAUAGAAGGUAACAGAUCAAUAUUUGGAAGGAGUGGUGGGUCUGGGUUCAUAAUUCAUGAAGAUGGAGUGAUUCUUACAAAUGCCCAUGUAAUUGAUAACCAACAAAUUAUUCAAAUCAAAUUACAAGACGGAACCACUUACUCUGGAAAAGUUCAGUAUAUCAGCCAUGAAUUAGACCUUGCAACUGUCAAAAUAAAUGCUAGACACAAACUGCCAACACUUGAGCUGGCUGAGAGUAGAAAAGUCAGAGCCGGAGAAUGGGUGAUAGCCAUGGGAAGCCCUUUUUUACUCAAUAAUUCAGUGACGGUAGGAAUAAUCAGCGCUGUCAACAGAUCAGGCAAGGAUUUGGGAUUGGGUUUCUCUGACAUGGAUUAUUUACAGACAGAUGCUGCCAUUAAUCCAGGAAAUUCUGGUGGACCCUUAGUAAACUUGGAUGGAAAAGUAGUUGGAGUUUCUCGCAUGAAACUGGCAAUGGCCAGCAUUGGGUUUGCUAUCCCUGCUGACUAUGUGAAAGAAUUCUUGACAAAAGCUGAAAAUGCUGAAAAGCAAGUAAAAUCCAAAGGAACAUUUUCAAUGUUUGACAGUAAAAAAAGGAUAUACCUUGGUGUAAGUAUGAUUACAUUGACUCCAGCCAUAGCAUGGGAAUUAAAUCGCAAAGGUCUCACCUGGAUGAGGCCAGAUUUACAAGGAGUAUUAGUGGCAGAGGUACACCAUCCAUCAACUGCUUACAGAGCUGGCAUCAGACCUCAUGAUGUUAUAGUCAGUAUCAAUGGAGAAAGAAUGAGAUCAUCACAAAAUGUUCACCAAGCUUGUAUGAACAGUGAAUCCUUGCUGAUAACACUGAUACGUAAUGGAAAAGAGUUGCAUGUGAGGGUGACUCCAGAUCAUACGGAUUAAGAAUUAUUAUGUACUUAUGUAGAAUGAUUUCACAUGGAGGGGAGGUUAGGAAUGAUGUAAGAGUAUGCAUUAUAUUGGCCCAGAUGAUUUAACAACCAUAUAUAAAAUUUCUCAUUGAAGUCAUGUCAUCUUUUUUGUUGUUUUCAUCAGAUCAAGUUACAUUCACAGCUGCUUGACAAAUGGGGAUUUCAUUUAGUCAUGCAGGUACAUUUUCAUAUAUAUUGCUUCCAGAAAUAAAACAAAUUAUUCGUCAGGUGUUUUGAAAGGCGUUUUUUCUUUUGCGUGACAUACUAAGAGCGUACGAAUGGUUGUCACUGUUCUUUUUUGAUUA
Lingula anatina is the source of this 1545-nucleotide messenger RNA. Its product is annotated as serine protease HTRA1B. Lineage: Eukaryota; Metazoa; Brachiopoda; Lingulata; Lingulida; Lingulidae. Gene Ontology annotation, molecular function: serine-type endopeptidase activity; protein binding. Gene Ontology annotation, biological process: positive regulation of apoptotic process; proteolysis; programmed cell death. The record is from RefSeq and is a predicted model, not a curated record.